ACGGCGUCACCACGCAGUAAUAAGAUGCUUUCCGUGCGCGCACACGCCGGUGUGUUCACACGUCUGCCAUACAAAUGGUAAAGUGACUGUUCCACUCGUUCAAAGUUAGCCGUCUCGAUUUGUAACUUUUAAAACUCCGUCUUUUAUUCCGGGGAACUUACAAACACAUUGUAUAUGUGAAUGUAUAUUCUUUGCCACCAAAGACGGCAGCUAGCAACACCGCGUAGGAGGAGCCUGCGGCUUGUUUCCGCUAACAGCAGGCCGAUUCCUAAUCGAAGUCAUCUAUGUUGCUCUACUGAGGAUUAGUCAACAGCGGCGGGGAUCCUGUCCGCCUUUUGAGACACUUUUAAGUGUUGAAAAACAUCGCAGUUAAAGCGAGGUGAGGUUUGUUCACCGUAGGAGAAGAAGGAGCGGACAGCUGGACUGUCAGCAAUGGAAGCUGAGUUUCAGGAAAUCGACGAUAACGGGAUCUGGAGCGCCAUUUAUCAGGAGAUUCGUCAGCAGUCCUGCGAACUCCCCUGUAAGGUUGCCAAAUUACCGGAAAACAAGAAUCGGAACCGCUACCGGGAUGUCAGCCCAUUUGACCACAGUAGAAUAUGUCUGCAACAGAGUGCCAAUGACUACAUCAACGCCAGCUUGAUAUCUGUUGAAGAGGCGCAGAGGAACUAUAUCCUAACUCAGGGACCCCUACCAAACACAUGUGGGCACUUCUGGGAGAUGGUGUGGGAGCAGCGAAGUCGUGGUGUGGUAAUGCUGAACAGAGUCAUAGAGAAAGGAUCAGUUAAAUGCGCCCAAUAUUGGCCACACAGAGAAGAGGGAGAUGCUGUCUUUGAAGAUACCAACUUCAAGCUUACCUUCGUUUCCGAAGACAUUCAAUCUUAUUACACAGUUCGUCAUCUAGAGCUGGAAAAUCUAUCUACGCUGGAGAGACGUGACAUUUUACAUUUUCACUACACAACCUGGCCUGACUUUGGGGUGCCAGAGUCUCCAGCCUCCUUCCUUAAUUUCCUGUUCAAAGUACAAGAGUCAGGAUGUAUGAAUUUGGACCAGGGGCCAGUGGUGGUGCACUGCAGCGCUGGCAUUGGACGAUCUGGAACCUUUUGCCUUGUGGACACAUGCCUCUUAUUGAUGUCCAUUCGCAAGGACCCGUCCUCAGUACGUAUCCGCGAUGUUCUACUGGAGAUGCGACGGCAUCGCAUGGGCUUAAUUCAGACCGCAGAUCAACUUCGCUUCUCUUACCUGGCUGUCAUUGAAGGUGCUAAAUACAUCAAGGGGGACGUGUCUUUGCAGGAUUCAUGGAGAGAGUUUUCAAAUGAGGAGGAUGAGUUCACCCCUCCGCCUCCCCUACUCCCCCCAAGAGACCUUCAUAAUGGCAAAAUUGAAUCAUUAAUUCCUGAGAAUGAGCAGCUUGUCCAACUGAUUGAAAUCGACAAUCUGGGAUCAUCUCAAGACUCAGAGCUUCGGAGAAGAACCAUUGUUGCCCCCCAGUCUCCUCCUGAUGGUGCUGAUCAGCACAAUUCUCACACGAAAGUCCAAGAUCCAACCUCCAAAUCUGAAACCAAUGCCCAGCUGCAACAGGAGCAACACGAUGUGACGGAGACACUUGAGCAGAUAACGGAAAUAUCUCCAGCUCCUGAGAAUUGGUCACCACUACUUGCCAACAUGUGCUUAUGCACCGCGCUGGCGCUCACUGCUUACGUCUGCUAUCGAGCCAUUUACCACUGAUGUCUGUCCGUCUGUCUCUAUCUCCAGUGUUGCUGCAAAGUGGACUAACCUGGUCAAACAAGCAUCUCAAGACUGCCAGUGAGUGGACUGCUUGAACUUCUCCAAAUUCACCCGAUUCACGGAAAUAGCAGGCAGCCGGUCGUUAUCAUCCA
Molecule: messenger RNA, 1877 nt
Organism: Doryrhamphus excisus (bluestripe pipefish)
Lineage: Eukaryota; Metazoa; Chordata; Actinopteri; Syngnathiformes; Syngnathidae
Gene: ptpn1
Product: protein tyrosine phosphatase non-receptor type 1
Biological process (GO): negative regulation of PERK-mediated unfolded protein response; negative regulation of ERK1 and ERK2 cascade; peptidyl-tyrosine dephosphorylation
Cellular component (GO): endoplasmic reticulum; cytoplasm; early endosome
Molecular function (GO): non-membrane spanning protein tyrosine phosphatase activity; protein kinase binding
Source: RefSeq, a predicted model, not a curated record